AUGUCGUACGAUCAGGUGCUCUCUGUUCUUGGCGGUGGCGGGAAGGCGGCGGCGGCGAGCGCGUGGAGCGGCCAUGGAAGCAACAUCACGAGGCAGAUCGUCAAGUGCACCAGCUCCUACCCGGGCGACUACUCGGCUGCCGUCGGCGUCCUCGUCGCCGUUUUGGCCCUUUACUGCCUCCUGUCCGCGGCGGCCUUCACCGUGGUAGAGAUCGUCAGGGCUGGCGGCGGCGGCUCCAGGAUGGUGUGCCGGAUCUACGGCGAGGAGCGGCUGAGCGCGUGGACGCGGUCGGCGCUGGAGGCCGCGGGCUGGCUUUUCGUGUCUUGCGACGCCGUGUACCUCGCCGGCUGGGUGAUUGCCGAGGGCGCCAUGGCGAGCGCGGUCGUGUACGGGCUCGUCGCCGGGCUGGUGUUCUUGUGUGUAUUUGGGAAGGUUUACAGAUUCUUGGCGUGGGUGGAGAACAGCCAGGCCGCGGAGGCGGAGGAGGAGCCGAUGGAGCCCGGCCAGUGCGAGAUCGCGCGCCUGCCGGAGGAGAUCCUGUCGGCGGCGCUCUCCCGCACGUCGCCGCGCGACGCCUGCCGCGCCGCGGCGGUCUCCCCGGCGUUCCGCGCCGCCGCCGACUCCGACGCCGUGUGGGCCUGCUUCCUGCCGCCGCCCGCCGACCUCCCGCCGCUGGCCGACGGGGAGCUGCUGCUGCCGCCGCGCGGGAAGAAGGGCCUGUUCCUCCGCCUCUCCGGCAGCCCCGCCCUCCUCCCAGGCGGACUGAGCAUGUGGCUGGACAGGGAGAGCGGCGCCAAGUGCUACAUGGUGCCGGCGAGGGACCUGUCCAUCGCGUGGCGCGACACGCCGCGCUACUGGACGUCCUGGAUCCAUCUCGCCGACUCAAGGUUCCCUGAGAGUGCUCAACUCAGGUUCGUUUGCUGGUUGGAAAUCCGCGGCAGGAUACACAGCAAGAUGCUGUCCCGAGGCUCAGCUUACGCCAAUUACAUGGUGUACAAGUUGGACGACGAGUCCUACGGGCUGGAUUGGCCGGCCGAUGCAUCGGUGAGCAUUGGAGGCACUGACCUUGCCCGCAAGGUCUGCCUCCAACCUAACCCGCAAAGAAGCCAUGCAGAGGAUGUGGUGCUCCCUCGUGAAAGGGGUGAUGGUUGGAUGGAGCUGGAGCUAGGAGAGUUUGUCUGCGAGGGGGAUGAAGAUGGCGACGUUUCCUUCGGUCUGGCGGAGACGAAACGUUUGAACGGCAAGGGCGGUCUCAUCAUGCAGGGAAUCGAGAUAAGGCAUAAGAAUUAA
Triticum turgidum subsp. durum (durum wheat) is the source of this 1290-nucleotide messenger RNA. NCBI's taxonomy places the organism in Eukaryota, Viridiplantae, Streptophyta, Magnoliopsida, Poales, Poaceae. The record is from the annotation of a GenBank genome assembly.